CAUCCUGGAGCGCAUUGUUGAGGAAGGUACAGAAUCGAUAAAGCUUGGCCAAAUUCAACGGUCCAAAAUCUUGGUAAAAGUUCGCAUACACAAGCUGCUCGUCGGUAGUGAAGUAGUAGCUGGCAGCGUUUUUCUCCGCUCUUGGCUUCUUCGUCAUUAUAGCCAUCUGAAUUCGGCCUGGAAAGUGAGCAUCACAAACGGGUUGGCGAUUAAACGGUGGACGGGUGCGGGACAGUCGCCCAAAACCAUACUUACCCGGUACGAUCGUUACCGAUUCCACCAGGGAGUUAUUUUCCGCUUCGCGCAUCUCAUCAUCGCUCGAGCAGAUAUGCAAGGGUGCAGUGGUUUGAUUGUGCCGUGCCAUCGCUUCCUGGCAUGGAUUUGGAUGCUUGUGUGAUUGUUUAGGAGAUUGGGGUAGAGAUUGAUUGCGAUUGUAUCCGAGGACGCACCUGUAAAAAAAAGGGGAGUCAAAGUAAGCGUAAGACGUGUUCGUGAUAUCUCUAAUCGAUGGUAGUUGUUGCAUCUGAUUGACCUAAUAAAUUUGUGGGUCACCAAGGAAGGGGGGGAGGUGUGGGGGAGGGGGGUAGAGAAAAGGAAAUCAACCACCCGCCUUUGUAAGGGUCUCUGGAAGGAUACGUUUUUAACCUGCUAAAGGAACACCCGCAAAUGGGCGGUUCAUCACUGAAGCUACUUUAAAAUUUUGACUGAACCUUAAUAUCCUAGCGUCCACAGCCAGCAGCUAGUAAUAUUUUCAUAUCAUUUAAGUCACAGUCAGAGGCAUCAAAGCUGCUGAAGGUUUAUUGGCGCUGGUGAAAACUUCCAACAUCGUAACAUGCCGGUCAUCCGACACGACCUGCGGGACAUCCAUUUCUGUACAUAGCAACCCAACCACAUUAUUCACACAAUUCACCUCGAAUUAGAGACUGCCGCCUUUUAAGGAAGGUUAAAACUCGUAGGAAGUGGUUCUAUCGUGUCCGCUUUGCGAGAAGCGAGAAAAACACACACACAAAAAAACCCGCGCGGGCCUUUUCAGCGGCAACCAGUGCCUCUACUGCGGUUCGGUCCGUACCGUCCUACGCAGCGGGAACGGUACCGGGGAAGGGGGAAAAAAGACAAACAAAAACGACGCCAUGACAGCUAAACACCACCCCGAGUAGUUGUUGUAUGGCGUCGAAGAAUUGCCAGCCCACAUUGGCAGCACUGGUAGAAAAUGGCGAUCCACUUUGCAUCCCCUAACUAUGCAGUCAGGCAGGUUUGAUUUUUGGUUGUGAAAAGCUGUCUUGCUCGUACGUGCAAGAUUCGCGCCCUCGAAGCAGCAGCCUGCAAUUCCGGCACCGUAUAUCCAGGUUCACAUUCCUACACACAUGCACGCACACGCUCGCCCACAUAAACACAGUUCGUUACAAACUUUUCUGUAAUUGUAAUGAGACCUCCGGACAUAACGAAAGGUCGGCAGAAGACAGAAAUCUGGCAAAAACGGCUCGUACGGCACAAUAUCUAACGUCUGAAGGGGGAGAAUCCCUCGACAAAUGGAGAAUCAAUACAUGACCGCGCCAUCCGGCACCGACCAAGACACACAUCCAUGCCGAACCGAAUCGUCGGCCUGUUGGAUUUCGGGACUUGUUUCAAAGGAUUCCAACCCCUGUACGGCAACCCCACUACAGUAUCCACCUGCUGCUCACUGUAAACGCUCUCGUGUUGACAGACGGUCCUGUACAGGGUGUGUUGGUGUACAGGUUGCUGUUCGUCCGUCCAAAACAAUCCGCUGUCAAAACACUGCCAAUUUCGCAUAGGUACGAAAUAAGUUAUAUUAUAGAUUUAUUAAAUCGGCAGCAGCAGCAGCAGCAGCAGCAACAAUCAACCGUACACCAGCAUGCCACAAGUAGCGGCCGCAUCGACACCGGCGGAACUGCCCGCGGAGGAGCUCGACUGGAUACAGAUGCGGAAAGAUUUUGCCGGCGUACAUGCGGAAACAACCAAAGAGAAGAUGAUACGGAAGGUGAACGAAAAUCCGCUGGUGCCGAUCGGGUGUGCCGCCACGCUAACCGCGCUCGGGUUUGGGCUGUGGAACUUCCGGCAGGGUCGCUCGCAGAUGUCGCAGUACAUGAUGCGCGCCCGUAUCCUGGCCCAAGGGUUUACGGUGAUCGCACUGAUCAUCGGUGUGGGAAUGACGUACGGUACGAAGGAACCGCCCAAGAAGUAGCUGUCCGGGGGUUAGGCAAGCGGGCUUGAUAAACUGUUGCACCUUUAUUACGAUUACGGAAUAGAUGGGAUAUGUGUUUGCAUUUGCACCCCGACAAGAAAAAAA
This is a messenger RNA of Anopheles stephensi (Asian malaria mosquito), 2308 nucleotides long. RefSeq names its product HIG1 domain family member 2A, mitochondrial. The transcript has 3 exons. The record is from RefSeq and is a predicted model, not a curated record. Gene Ontology annotation, cellular component: mitochondrion. NCBI's taxonomy places the organism in Eukaryota, Metazoa, Arthropoda, Insecta, Diptera, Culicidae. Gene Ontology annotation, biological process: mitochondrial respirasome assembly. The coding region runs from base 1874 to 2203 and encodes 109 amino acids.